Molecule: messenger RNA, 1677 nt
Organism: Gavialis gangeticus (Gharial)
Lineage: Eukaryota; Metazoa; Chordata; Crocodylia; Gavialidae
Gene: ERMN
Product: ermin
Exons: 3
Coding region: 193-1023 (276 amino acids)
Biological process (GO): actin filament organization; morphogenesis of a branching structure; regulation of cell projection organization
Cellular component (GO): paranode region of axon; extracellular exosome; myelin sheath
Molecular function (GO): actin filament binding
Source: RefSeq, a predicted model, not a curated record
GAUAUUGUUACUCUGUCCCCUGUUUUGCUACAGUGCUGUCAGAAGAGAAGCUUAAUAACUCUUUAAGGGGGGUUGGGGAACCCAGUGAGAAAGGUAAUAAGGCAAAUAGCUAAUUUUUUUUUUGGUUGCAGGAUACUGUGACUUCAGUGGAAGUGUACAGCCUAAGGGAAUAAGUAGGACACUACCAUAAUCAUGACAGAAGAUGCACCAAUUGCAUCCAGCAUACCUGAGUAUAAUGGGAAUGUACCUCCUGAAAAAACUCGGUUCCACGUCAUUGAUAUUAUUGAUGAAAUAGCAAAAUCUGUUGGGUCAGUUCCAUGUGAAAAUGCAGAAACCAGUUCUGAAGCUCCACUUAUAAAAGAAAAUCCAGAGGACAGCACAACGUGUGAAGCUCCUGAAGGGAAGCAGCAAUGUGAAGAAAAACAAGAUGAAAACAAUACAACUCUAAAGAAGAGAUCAGCUGACAUCCCUUCCCAGGAAGCACGAGCUGAGCAAAAGAAAUCAGAGGAAGGGCAAUAUGAGGAGAUAAUUUCUGUAAGCACCAAGGAAUGUGAAGUAAAUAGGCAAGAAGAAAGGAAUGCAAAGCAACCUCACGGAAGAAAGGUUGAACAUGCUAACAAGGCUGAGAAGUUUCUACCCGCAGGAGCGCAAGAAAUGGUGCAGAUCCUUGAACGCAAAGUACAAAUUAAAGAUGAGAUGCAAUUAAAAGCAAGAGAGAAGGCAGCAGGGAAAGAGGACGAGGAUGCUCAAGAGGAAGAACAAGUGCAGUUGACAGAAAAUAAGAAAGAAAACAGUGAGGAGUCUUAUUUAAAGAAACAAGAAAAUGGGAGGGAGGAAUCCCCUCCUAACAGUCCCAGUUUUAACUCCCAGGCUGAGAAACCAGGGGAGCAGCUAGAAAUUGGGGGAAAAAAUGAUGUCUCCAAACAUAGUUAUUCUAAAUACAAUACAAUCUCCUAUCGGAAGAUUAGAAAAGGAAACACAAAACAAAGAAUUGAUGAAUUUGAAUCCAUGAUGCAUUUAUAAACUGAAGGGGGAGAAUUUGCUUCAUAAGCUGAGAGUUCAUUUUAUUUUUCCAAGAUGCAUCUCUUCAUGCAAUAUCAGGCCAUUAUUAUAUCCUUUUUGUGUGUAAUUUCAUAAUAUACUGUGAAGAUUUAAUUUCUGUAUUUCAUUUUGAAAUCAUAUGGAAAAAUUGGAAAAAGGAUGGAAAAAAUCAUCAGUUUGUUAAACUUAGUACAACUUGUUUCAAAGCUUAUUCUUUUUCUUUUCUAUACCAUUUUUGUAACAGGUUUUAAGCAGUAAAAUUUUUUAGAUUAAUUGGUAAUGCUAUAGGCUCAUGCACAAAUGUUUCAGUGCUAUUGGUCUUGCUGGCAAUUAGUAGGCAGCAUAAUAGUUGCAGUAGAACUAGAGUGCGGUAACAAUAAUAGAGACAACUGUUUACAAUUGCAAUGCUCUCUGUUUUGAAAUCUGCCUAUUUUGGUGGAUACAAACAAAAAAUGGCUUUUAGUGUGUAUAAACAAAUCAUUCCAUUUUGUACCGGUGGGAUGGACUAAUUGAAUAAACUUAUAAAUAUAGAAUUGUAGAAAUUUAGUACAUAAGUUUCAUAUGAUGAGGUAAUAAACGCAUUAAAGUCCUUGUCCUUUUUAACUUUCUGUACCACUCAUAAAUAUAUUUUCAUCU